GGGGACAGUCAUUCUACCUUGCAGAAGUCAAGCGCGGCGCAACCAAGAGACAUUCUAAUUGAAUUCAAACUUCAACUGCAUUGAUAUCUGCUCUCACAUCCCGGUUAGAGAUCUAGUUUUUGAAGAUAGAUCUUCUGCGAGUUGACAAAGGAGUUUUUGUGGUAUUGGGACAUUUUGCACUGGYCUGAGACACAACCAGAAUGACCACAGAGCCACACAUCAAAAGACCAAUGAACGCGUUCAUGAUCUGGUCAAGUAAAAAACGCCGAGAGCUCGCGAAAGAAAACCCAAAGCUUCACAAUUCUCAAAUAAGCAAGAUACUCGGCACAGAAUGGAGAAAAUUAGGAGAAGAAGAGAGACAAAAGUUUUUUGCUGAGGCCAAACUUUUGAAUGAGCUCCACAUGAUUGAGCAUCCGAACUACAAAUAUCGACCAAGACGAAGAGUGAAGCGACGUUCUUUAGGUCGCCAGGGUUGCGGUUACUCUUGUUUCUGCCACGAGCACGUUGMAGGACUACAGAGCUCUCGAGUUGAAAGACAUGAAGGUUCGAAUGCUCCAAUGAUUAAAGAAAUUGGUACAGACGAGCCAAAUCAAAACGAAACAGAGGUCAAUGAAGACGACUUAGAGGCAAGAAGUACAGCUGACGAAGAAACAGAAAUGGAAACUCGAGAAGUUAAAACAGAAGAAGGAACCGAUAAUGCAGACUCAGGAAUACCAAAAAAAGGUGGGAAGCUGCUAGUUUCUACUGCAGAAGUGAAGCAAGAAGAGGAAAAAGAGGAGGAUGAAUUUAAUGUUUUUCAUGCUUCGUACUCAAGUUUCCGUCCAUAUACUCCAGAAAAAAGAGGACAUUUUGUAGGGUCUUUCGUACCGAGUCAGCUUUACUGGCCCACGAAGUGUGGYAGGUACACGACACUUGCUGCACCAGCUACACCACCUCAUGUUCUGUGCUCUUGUUGCUCUAGCAGUUUGGUUCCGCACAGUUUCGAUGCWAGAAUGCAUUCGUUUGAUUGGUAUCAAAGGGAAAGACAUUCGCAUAGAAAUUCGGGCAGAUCACAUUGCCAUCGAAAUGAAAAAUGGUGAUAGAGAAAGCUGGAUUCAAAACGUACGCACAAGAUAGACAAUCAGUGAGAUAUCAUUGAAACUAAAGUUAAAAGUGGUGAUGUUGAAAGACUGUAUUUGGAUUGGUAAAAACUUAGACACUCUGCCAGAACCCAUUACCUUUGAACUAAGAGACUAUUAAGUGGCAAAGAUUUUCAUAGGAGAACAAUAUAGACUAUAAUCCACACAAGAACCUCUAAAUAGCCUUGGGUGUUAAGACACUAAUACGUAAUAUUUUCAUGUACUAUACCAUGUCCAUGUGAAUUGUUUUCUUUUUAUCCUAACCAGGUUAAGAUUAAUGUUUUCAAUGACCAUAAUAAUUAUAACMACAAUGAUAAUUUGGUUUGAGUUUGAUGUACGCUGGCCCAGUGCGAAAAAUGGAAAGAUAAAGCGCAAACUAAUUGUAAGAAAAGCAUACGGUCAUUCUUUCAUUAAAAUUGAACACUUUGUCUA
This is a messenger RNA of Actinia tenebrosa (Australian red waratah sea anemone), 1550 nucleotides long. RefSeq lists its product as uncharacterized. NCBI's taxonomy places the organism in Eukaryota, Metazoa, Cnidaria, Anthozoa, Actiniaria, Actiniidae. Gene Ontology annotation, molecular function: RNA polymerase II cis-regulatory region sequence-specific DNA binding; DNA-binding transcription activator activity, RNA polymerase II-specific. Gene Ontology annotation, cellular component: nucleus. The record is from RefSeq and is a predicted model, not a curated record. Gene Ontology annotation, biological process: positive regulation of transcription by RNA polymerase II; brain development; neuron differentiation.